This is a messenger RNA of Falco peregrinus (peregrine falcon), 981 nucleotides long. RefSeq names its product vesicle associated membrane protein 3 (gene VAMP3). Gene Ontology annotation, biological process: SNARE complex assembly; vesicle fusion; vesicle-mediated transport. Lineage: Eukaryota; Metazoa; Chordata; Aves; Falconiformes; Falconidae. Gene Ontology annotation, molecular function: SNAP receptor activity; syntaxin-1 binding. The record is from RefSeq and is a predicted model, not a curated record. The coding region runs from base 102 to 416 and encodes 104 amino acids. Gene Ontology annotation, cellular component: SNARE complex; plasma membrane. The transcript is spliced from 5 exons.
CCCCGAUUGCGUCAUAUCCUGGGCGCCGCCAGGGAGGCGCGCAGUUGUCGCUGGGCCGCGCCCGAGGCUGAGACCGGCAGCGCUCCCGCCCCGCCGGCAGGAUGUCAGCCACUAUUCCUGGAAGCUCAAAUGUGGCUGCUGGUGGUAACCGUCGUCUUCAGCAGACUCAACACCAAGUAGAUGAGGUGGUUGACAUCAUGAGAGUGAAUGUGGACAAGGUGCUGGAGCGAGAUCAGAAGCUGUCAGAGCUGGAUGACCGUGCUGAUGCGCUGCAAGCAGGAGCAUCCCAGUUUGAGACCAGUGCAGCCAAGCUGAAAAGGAAGUAUUGGUGGAAGAACUGUAAGAUGUGGGCAAUAUUGAUAGCUGUUGUUCUCAUUGUCAUCAUCAUCAUUAUUGUCUGGUCUGUGAGUUCGUGAGUUACGGGAGGAAGCUGGGAUCAGCUGAAGGUGCCACCUGAUGCCUCUCCGCUUGGAGCCUGCUGUCCUUCCAGCCCACGCACUGCUGUUCAAAGCAAACCUAUUUUGAUUACCGAAAUGCUAACUAACUUUACCUGGUUGCCUUAAGACACUCCUGUCACUAAUUACUAACAAGCACAGCCAGCCACGUGCACAGUGCCUUGAUAGAGGGGCGCGGAGCUGUCGAGGGGGAUUCGGCCCGGGAAUUUCCACGGUCGCUGCUGUAACCGGUUACAGGCUCCGUGGACGGUUCUGGGCCGCCGCCUCCUCCUCCUCGCCCGCCCCUCCCGGUGCCAUAGUGGGGACCGAGCCGCGGGGUGGCCGGUAGCGGGAGAGCCGCGCUGUCCCGGCCUCGUCGUCAGGGGGCGCUGCUGCCGCCCGGGGGCGGGGCCGCACGUGGCGGCGGGGCCGGGGCUCGCACGGGGGCCGCGUGCAGCGGCGCGUGAGGGGGCGGGGAGAUGCCCCUCACGGCCCCUGGCUCCGCCCCGCCGCUGCGUUUUCCUCCAAUAAAGUGGCUCCGACCCUG